AUGGAAGCAGAAGCACUGGAGAAUGCAUCAGCGCAUACACAGGAGGCCUUUGAGACCAUAUUCUCCUUUGUACCCGCCCUUGUUCUGAAAUCAGCCCUCCUCCUGCAAAUCCCAGACAUAAUUGCAAGCGAAGGCCCGUGCGCCUCUCUUUCUCUCCACCAAAUCGCCGCCCGACUUCCGACCCAGACACCCAAUCUGGAUUACCUCUUUCGAAUCCUCCGAUAUCUUUCGGCCAGGGGCGUUUUCAUUCAAUCCCAGGCGGAUGACAACACGUCGGAGGUUCGAUUCUCGCUGAGUGAGUGCGCAAAGGUUAUGUACGUUAGGGAGAACAAUCUGGUGAGCCUGGUUCCGUCAGUUGUGAUGCAGACCCACGAGGUGAUGAUGGCCCCGUGGCACCAUCUCCAUGAAUGCGUGCUCCAAGGCGACCAUGCGUUCGAGAAGGCUCACGGGAUGGACAUUUGGGGUUAUGGGAAGGAUCAUCCGGAGGUCAAUUCUAUCCUCAAUGACUGCAUGGCGUCUUUCACCAUGACGGCCAUGAAACAGAUUGUGAGUUGUUAUAGAGGAUUUGAGGAAUUGGAGACGGUUGUGGACGUUGGCGGUAUUGAGCACGUGGGAGGCAAUAUGUUUGAGAGCAUACCACAAGGUGAUGGCAUAAUUUUAAAGAAUGUAUUACAUGAUUGGGAUGAUGAGAGCUAUGUGAAGAUACUUGACAAUUGUUAUAAGGCUUUGGGUGAAAAAGGGAAACUUAUAUUGUUAGAAGCUAUGGUAACUAAUUUGAAGGCACCAAUUGAAUGUCCUGAAAUACUUGGUGAUUUGGUUAUGAUGGCCCAUGGAAAUGGAGGACGAGAAAGGAGUGAGCAAGAGUGGAAUAUGCUACUUUCAAAGUCAUCCUUCUAUAUCAUCAAAAUCAUGGGACAUUCUAGAAUGCAUUCAAAGAUUAUAGAGGCUGAGAAGCUAAAAAUAAUGUAA
This is a messenger RNA of Cryptomeria japonica (Japanese cedar), 969 nucleotides long. RefSeq names its product caffeic acid 3-O-methyltransferase-like. NCBI's taxonomy places the organism in Eukaryota, Viridiplantae, Streptophyta, Pinopsida, Cupressales, Cupressaceae. Gene Ontology annotation, biological process: methylation. Gene Ontology annotation, molecular function: S-adenosylmethionine-dependent methyltransferase activity; O-methyltransferase activity; protein dimerization activity. The transcript has 3 exons. The coding region runs from base 1 to 969 and encodes 322 amino acids. The record is from RefSeq and is a predicted model, not a curated record.